Rosa rugosa (rugosa rose) is the source of this 738-nucleotide messenger RNA. RefSeq lists its product as uncharacterized. Lineage: Eukaryota; Viridiplantae; Streptophyta; Magnoliopsida; Rosales; Rosaceae. The coding region runs from base 1 to 738 and encodes 245 amino acids. The transcript has 3 exons. The record is from RefSeq and is a predicted model, not a curated record.
AUGUUCUCCUUGGAGCUGUCAAGCAUUGUCUCAGCAUGCUACUGUAGCCGUGAUGGUGGUAGACAUUCCCGUAGGAGUAGGAGUAGGAGUCGAAGCCGCAGUAGAAGCAGGAGUAGAAGUCAGAGCUUGCAAGCCGGCACUGCUCCUCAUGUAAGCCCGCCGAGAGAUGUAAACAAGGAUAGAACAUCUGUAUCUAGCAAUCUGGCAAAACUUAGGGAUCUUUUUGGUGAUGUGAGUGUCCAAAAUGGGGAUACUAGUGUGUUGAAAGCUAAAACACAUCCUUCCAGCCUCAGCCAUUCAUCAGUAGCCAAAACACGUCUGUUAGCCUAUGCUCAAACAAACGGAACAGUUAUUCGUUUCAGUAUCAAAUCCAAAUUAAGUCAUGCAUGCAUCAGAGGGGCAAAAGCACGAGUCUUAGCCCGAAAUCGAGGAAGACUGCGUCGAAAAUCGGAGCUCCAAAACAGGCUGCAACUACUAUUGGGGGUUUCUAAGAGGCCGGUGAAGAAGGAAGACAAGGUUCUUGGUUCAAUUGAGCCCAAGAAGCUUUUCAAAGAAGGGGAGAAGUCUGUGCCUAACAAGAAGCCAGUCAAGGCUGGGAGGGUGGUGGCAAGCAGGUACAAUCAGAUUGGUAAUUCUUCGGCUGCUGCUGCGGAUGGCCGGAAAAGGUCUUUGCCGGAUUAUGAUGUGAGGGGUGUCGUUGGUGGGGAGGCCACGUGGAAUUGGGAGGGAGGGGUCUAG